Molecule: messenger RNA, 1140 nt
Organism: Candida dubliniensis CD36
Lineage: Eukaryota; Fungi; Ascomycota; Pichiomycetes; Serinales; Debaryomycetaceae
Gene: FDH1
Product: formate dehydrogenase (NAD+)
Exons: 1
Coding region: 1-1140 (379 amino acids)
Cellular component (GO): cytosol
Molecular function (GO): oxidoreductase activity, acting on the CH-OH group of donors, NAD or NADP as acceptor; formate dehydrogenase (NAD+) activity; NAD binding
Source: RefSeq, a predicted model, not a curated record
AUGGGCAAACCAAAGGUAUUAAUGGUUCUUUAUGCUGGUGGUAACCAUGCUAAAGAAGAAGCAAAAUUAUUGGGUACUGUUGAAAAUGAAUUGGGUAUUCGUAAGCUUGUUGAGGAACAUGGAUAUGAAUUGGUUACCACUACAGAUAAGGAACCGGCACCAACUUCUGCCUUUGACGAGAAUUUAGAAGAUGCAGAAAUUAUCAUCACCACUCCAUUUUUCCCAGCUUAUGUCAAUAGAGAGAGAAUUGCUAAAGCUCCCAAAUUGAAACUUUGUAUCACCGCUGGUGUUGGAUCCGAUCAUUAUGAUUUGGAUGCUCUUAAUGAAAGAGGUAUCGCUGCUAUUGAAGUUACUGGUUCCAAUGUUGUCUCUGUUGCUGAACAUGCAGUGAUGACCAUGUUGAUUUUAAUUAGAAACUACGGUGAAGGACAUGCACAAGCUAUUAAUGGUACUUGGGAUGUUGCUGCUGUUGCCAAAGACGAAUUUGACUUGGAAGAUAAGGUUAUUGCAACUGUUGGUGCUGGAAGAAUUGGUUAUAGAAUUUUGGAAAGAUUGGUUGCCUUUAACCCUAAGAAAUUGUUGUACUAUGACUAUCAACCAUUGCCAGAAGAAGCCAUUAAUAAAUUAAACGCUGCUUCUAAACUUUUUAAUGGUAUUGAUAACAUUAUUGAAAGAGUUGAAAAGUUGGAAGAUUUGGUAUCUCAAGCUGAUGUUGUUACCAUUAAUUGUCCAUUAUAUGAACAGUCCAGAGGUUUGUUCAACAAAGAUUUAAUUUCCAAAAUGAAAAAGGGAUCAUAUUUGGUCAAUACUGCUAGAGGUGCUAUUGUUGAUCCUGAAGCUGUUGCUGAUGCAGUUAAUUCGGGUCAUAUUGCUUAUGGUGGUGAUGUUUGGCCAGUCCAACCAGCUCCAAAAGAUAUGCCUUGGAGAACUAUGCACAAUCCAUAUGGUAAAGCAUACGGUAAUGCUAUGACUCUUCAUGUCUCUGGUACUUCUUUAGAUGCUCAAGCUAGAUACGCCAAUGGUGUCAAACAAAUCUUGACUGAGUAUUUUAACAAGACUUACAAAUACAGACCACAAGAUGUCAUUUGUAUUGAUGGUGACUAUGCCACUAAGGCUUAUGGUCAAAGAGAAAAGAAGUAA